AUAAUAUAUUUAUGUAUGUAUAAAUCAUCAACUUAUAGUGAAAUUUAAAUUCUUCUCUAGGAUGCAUACCAUAUAGUCCGCUAUAGGGGCACGACGAAUGUGCUUGAAUGGAACGACGUCAUCUUGCCCUUUCUAAAAAGGGCAAGAUUGGAUUCGAUUAGGCAUUUUAAUGGAAUCAAGAUCGACUACCAACUCAUCACGGUGAUGGUAGAGAGAUGGCGAAAGGAGACACACUGCUUCAAUUUUUGUGAAGGCGAGUGCACCGUCACACUUAAGGACAUCGCCAUCCUAACCGAUCUGCCCAUCGAUGGUGAUGUUGUUUGUGUGGACUCUACGCUAGGGGUGGGCGUUCGGUCGGUUCGGUUUUGAAUGGAACCGAACCAGGACAUGCCGAAUUUCCGAAGUACCCAGCACCCCAACCAAAUUCGAACCGAGCUAUAAUUCGGUUCGGUUCAACCGAACCUAAUUAUAGCUCGGCUUGGUUCGGUUUGACUUCCCAAAACCGAAAUGCUCACCUGCUGCCUUAUCACAAACGAGCCCCACUUUAAUCCCUCACCCCAAUCUCUUUCUACUCUCUCCUCCAUCAAUUAAUCCCUCACCCCUGCAUGCUCUCCCAUAUCACCCUCUUCAAUCCAUCCAUCUCUCUCUGCUAAAACAACAAGCCAUCAAUCCACCCUUACCAAGCACUCCGCCGCCUAGAGCACUCCGCCGCGCAGAUCGCAAUGAGCUCCCUCCGCCACCGGGCUCGCCUUCUUCCCAGAUAUGGAGCACUAAGUUCGCCGCUCGCCCAUUUUGAUGAAGAGGAAGAGGUGGCAAAGAGAAGACAGAGCCAUGGGAGAGCAUGCUGGGGCUCCACCACCGCUAAUUCUAUCGUCUCUGUUGCCGAUCCCGUCGCGGCACCACCUCUCCUUGUCGAUUGCGCCGCCGCCAAGAUGCCACACCAGAGUUCGUUUUUCGCGAUGAAGAAGGAGUUGGGUAGUGUGUACACCGUUUGAGGUUUCGAGUGAUCGAGAGAGAGUGAGAGACGGUCGGUGGUGGUGAGUGGUGAUUGUGGUGAGCGGCGGACGAGAGGGAGAGACAAAGGGAGAGAUAGAUGGAAUUAGGAUUAGGUUUUGUUAUUGUUGGGUCUUUCUUUCUUUGGAAUCUGGAGGAGGCGACCUUCAAUUUGAGUCUCGGUUGCUGGGCUUGGCCCUCAGCUGGGCUUCUUUAAUUUGUUGGGCCUGGCAGGAUGUGGUAGUUGGGUAUGCAAUUUCGGUUUAUCGGUUCGGAACUCGAAAUUUCGGGUUCGGUUGGCAUACUCUGUAUUCCGAAUUAAGAGUAUUUCCUUUC
Molecule: messenger RNA, 1329 nt
Organism: Linum trigynum
Lineage: Eukaryota; Viridiplantae; Streptophyta; Magnoliopsida; Malpighiales; Linaceae
Source: the annotation of a GenBank genome assembly